Camelina sativa (false flax) is the source of this 1096-nucleotide messenger RNA. RefSeq names its product glycolipid transfer protein 3. Gene Ontology annotation, cellular component: cytosol; membrane; cytoplasm. Gene Ontology annotation, biological process: intermembrane lipid transfer; ceramide transport. The record is from RefSeq and is a predicted model, not a curated record. Gene Ontology annotation, molecular function: ceramide 1-phosphate binding; ceramide 1-phosphate transfer activity. Lineage: Eukaryota; Viridiplantae; Streptophyta; Magnoliopsida; Brassicales; Brassicaceae.
ACAAAUAUCCCGGAUUCAAACACACAAAAAUAGAGAGAACCAAUAGCCGAUUCCUAUAUUAUAAAUAGCCGAACUCCCUUAUAUAUGUUGGUUAAGUAGAGGCAUUAUACACAUAGUCGAGAAAGGUAGAGAAUAAAAUAAUUGCAAACAAAGAUGAAACGAAAGAGAUGUGAAAUGGAAGAGACAACCAAGAAGAAGAAGAUGACAGAGAUUGGAUCUGCCAUUGAAGAACUCUCUGUUCUCUCCAUAGCCAAGACCACAAUAGUUACCACCGAAACCGAAGCCACUACAAACAUCAUCAAUUUACCUUUAAAGCCUCUCCUAUCUUUCUGCAAAUUAAUCGUCCAAGUUCUUGAUAAGAUUGGCCCGACAAUGGCUGUUCUCCGACAAGACAUUGAUCAAAAUAUUCAAAGGCUAGAGAAGAUGUGGGAAUCUGAUCCUCUUUUGUACUCAAAUUUGGCUGAGAUACUAAGACAAGAAGCGAAGGAGGGAUCCUCUAGGAAACCUAAAAGCUGUAGCAGAGCUGCUCUUUGGCUAACGAGAGCGAUGGAUUUUACGUUAGCGCUAUUGCAACGGUUGGUGAAGGACAUGUCACAAAACAUGGAACAAGCCAUAGAAGAGUCUUAUAAUUUGACUAUAAAACCAUGGCAUGGAUGGAUCUCUUCUGCCGCUUUUAAGGUGGCUCUUAAACUGGUUCCAAACAACAGCACAUUCAUCGAUGUGCUUGCGGGAAAAGACGAGACUCACCAAAUGGUCCAAGAUGAUAUAACAAGUCUAAUUUCAUUGCUCCUUCCACUUCUAAACCAACUUCAUUCUAUUUUGGAAUUAUACGAAGUGAGCAAACUAAAGUCGCCGUGAGAAAGAGAACUGAAGAGAAAGGACUGAAGGGUAUAGUUUUGGUUGUAACAAAGUCUAACGUGUAGCAUCAUCACUUCUUCGAUGAGUUUCAUAAAUUUCUCUUUUUAAUGAGUUAUUUAUCUAACAGUUUUUAUCACGCAUACAAUGAUGGUACAUGAGUUUGUAUGGACCAUAUAUACAUAUAAUAGCUGUGUAUAUAAAGCCCAGACAUUCCCAUAAUCAAUUUCUUGUUACAAUU